UUUUCUAUAUUUUACAUUUGUAUUUUCGCGGAAUUUCACUUUGUUGUAAUUGUGAAUAUUUCAUUCAUUCACUUAAGAUAUAUCUUAAAAAAUAAAUGUCAGUUCCGGUGUUGCUAGGGUAACGGUUGCCAAGUUCAAGCCCGGCUCUUACGAAUAUUCGUUUACCGAAGCGUAUCAUUGCUAUCACACCUCUGCUAUUUUGAAAGUUUAGUCGAUAUAUUUGAGUUCCUGUACUUUCUUCUUACUGCAGUAAGGUAACUAAACGUAAUCCCUGUAUAGAUACAGUUUUCUGUUGCUCCAAUGCUCCCAGAUUCACUUUUGUUGUCAAUAUAAACGUAACAAGUCAUCCUUGACAACAACCAAAAUGUCCUUUCUUGACCCACCAGAACUGUACAUUGUAAUGACGAAAUGUCCAUGUAAUGUAAACUUCUACAUACAUUUUUACCGUAAGACACAGGCCAACAGGCCGAAUGGGGUUGUGACAUCAUCUCUAGGCCUAUAGCUGGAUGUUUGAAUCUACAUGAUAGAAAUAUGAAUCUAGGGGCUAAACAUGCAGUAAUCAAAACAGACAUUUAGUAAUCCCGAUUGCACAUAAGAAAAGUCCAGGGCUUCUAGUUGGAUAACAUGUAUUUUGACGGUUCUUUUGUAAUUGAUCUGUUACAGCAUGUUGACAGCGAUACUUGGCCCUACAUCUAUCUUUGUAGCGCCAGUGUAUGUCUUCCCCAUUCCAUUUGGUUGGCCGACUGUCCUAUGUCAUAUCAGUAAUUAAUUAAUGAAAGGCCAGAUUCGGGUUUUAAUUUGGUCAUUCACAUGGCUUUUAAUCUAGCCUGCCAUCUCAUGUUUUGUCAUGUAUUUAAUACUAUUUAUUAACACAAGGCCCGGUUAGUGCAUCAGUGCUGGAGCUACCUUGGCAUUAUAGUGACAAACGCUUAAUGUGAGAAUGAGGCCCUUUUUAACAGGUUUGAGGUUGGAAUAAAUCAGUUACUGAAAAAUCAUCCAGUCAUUCAUUGUUUAAUUUAUUUCACACAGUCACAUGUUCAUACAUGCAUGUGUUUUAUUUCACAGAUUUCUCUUGUGAGACUUGAGUCUGGAGUUGAGUACUCUAGUAUAAACUUGAGUUGGUGCAAGAGAGUUCAACUGUGAAGGACCACAAGAUGUUGUGUCCCAAUGAGAGUUGGGUGAGCCUGGAUGACUUUCAGCCUCGCUGUACCUGUCUCUACCCCCACACAACUUGGACUGAUGCUGUCAUCCCCUCACUCGCCACAAGAAGGUCCAUCAGCCCCACUAACCCUACCCCUAGAUCAUCCAUAUUUUGCAGUAACACCCCCAACAGCCCCAUCGGCAAGUUACAAGAAAACCAUGACUCCUUCCUUUAUCCAGAAUGUCCCAGAUUUACUUCAUUCUUUGACACCCCUGAUCUAACAUCAACAUUUCUAUCAGCCACUUCAGAUAUCUGGCCUGUCAGUCCAAGUGAUGAGUCUCUCCCAGCCAGCACCAGCUCCAGCCUGACCAGCCUGAGUUCCAUCAGUCUUACUGACCCCUUCCCCAGCUCUUCUACCCUUUUCAAGAAUUCUGAGGAAUUCCACAAUGAUCUUCUUCCCUCCCCAUCUUCCAGCACCACCUGCUUGAACUAUGGGCCCAAACCUAGCAGAUCCCUGGAAUCAGUCAUGUCAGGUUUCCCAGACGGCAUCACCAUCUCAGCUACAGUUUACAAAGACUUCUGGCUCUGUAACAUCUCUGACCCUUUUCAGUAUGGACCAAGACUGACCUCAAGCACCACAUCUCUCCCUGUCAGCCCAGUGAGCAGCUUCACCAACCUGAGCCAGUGUGAUGUGUCCUGCAGUCUGACCAGCCUAAGCCACCAAGGAGUGCCACUUCCAGUCCCUAGCAGGAGACCUGGACCCCUGAACAAGAUGGUGGACAGGAAGAGAAAGAGAGAUGAGGAUGAUGAGGUAGAGGUGAAGGUUUGUAAGAGGGCCAGGCUGUAGGUAUGGUAGGUAUAGUCAGAUGUACAUAGUCAGAUGUAAUGUAUGUCUGAAGCAUCUAUUUUAGGAAACACUUUUCAUGUUUUACUCGGAGUAGAAAUGUCUUUAAAUUCUGCUAUUAUUCUAGACACACUAUAUUUUAUUGUCCUUUCUAUAUUAUAUCCAUAUUUAAAAUAGUUGUGUCCUUCCGCUGUUAUUGCUUCAUUGUAAGUUACUAUUCAAGUUUGUAAUCACUUAUAGCCCUAUUCCUUAUCACUGUCAUUAAACAUUUCCCACUUGUGUUCCAGCCUGAUUCUAGCCCCUACUCUAAUUCCUUCCUUGGUUGUGUCUCCUUUCCCUGUCCCUACAAGUGGUUGUAGCUCCUAUUCCUGUCAGUGGUUGCAGAUCCUAUUCCUGUCCCUGCUAGUGGUUGUAGCUCCUAUUCCUGUCAGUGGUUGCAGAUCCUAUUCCUGUCCCUAUAAGUAGUUGUAGCUCCUGUUCCUGUCCCUGUCAGUAGUUGUAGCUCCUAUUCCAGUCCCUGUCAGUAGUUGUAGCUCCUAUUGAUGACCCUGUCAGUGGUUGUAGGUCCUAUUCAUGUCCCUGUAAAUAGUUGUAGCUCCGAUUCCUGUCCCUGUCAGUAGUUGUAGCUCCUAUUCCUGUCCCUGUCAGUGGCUGUAGCUCCUAUUCCUGUCCCUGUCAGUAGUUGUAGCUCCUAUUCCAGUCCCUGUCAGUAGUUGUAGCUCCUAUUCCUGUCCCUGUAAGUAGUUGUAGCCUCUAUUCCCGUCCCUGUCAGUGGUUGUAGCUCCUAUUCCUGUCCCUGUCAGUAGUUGUAGCUCCUAUUGAUGUCCCUGCCAGUAGUUGUAGCUCCAAUUCCUGUCCCUGCCAGUAGUUGUAGCUCCUAUUCCUGUCCCUGUCAGUAGUUGUUGCUCCUAUUCCUGUCCCUGCCAGUGGUUGUAACUCCUGUUCCUGUUCCUGCCAGUGGUUGUAGCUCUUGUUCCUGUCCCUGUCAGACGUUGUAGCUCCCAUUCCUGUCCUUGCCAGUAGUUGUACCUCCUAUUCCUGUCCCUGUCAGUGGCUGUAGCUCCUAUUCCAGUCCCUGUCAGUAGUUGUAGCUCCUUUUCCAGUCCCUGUCAGUGGCUGUAGCUCCUAUUCCAGUCCCUGUCAGUAGUUGUAGCUCCUAUUCCUGUCCCUGUCAGUGGCUGUAGCUCCUAUUCCUGUCCCUGUCAGUAGUUGUAGCUCCUAUUCCUAUCCCUCUCAGUAGCUGUAGCUCCUAUUCCUGUCCCUCUCAGUAGUUGUAGCUCCUAUUGGUGUCCCUGCCAGUAGUUGUAGCUCCAAUUCCUGUCCCUUCCAGCAGUUGUAGCUCCUAUUCCUGUCCCUGCCACUAGUUGUAGCUUCUAUUCCUGUCCAUGUCAGUGUCUGUAACUCCUAUUCCUGUCCCUGUCAGUAGUUGUAGGUCCUAUUGAUGUCCCUGCCAGUGGUUGUAGCUCCUAUUCCUGUCCCUGUCAGUUUUUGUAGCUCCUAUUCCUGUCGCCGCCAGUAGUUGUAUCUCCUUUUGAUGUUCCAGCCAGUGGUUCACGCCUGGCUAGUGGUUGUUGUCCUUAGUUCUGUCAGUACUUAUAUCCCCUACUCCUGCCCCUUUCAGAGGUACUGGCAACUCGCAUUCCUGACCCUUGCUCAAGCUAACAUUACCUGGUUAAUGAUACAUGUAAGAUCAGAUCUAAUGAUACCAAAUGAUAUGAAUAAUACAAUCAAUGUUGCCUCAAAGAAUAUCUGCUAAGCUAUGUACAUGAAAAAGUAAGACAGGUAGUAAUAAGUCAGUGUUAAAAAAUGAAGUGCAUGUAUUAUCCAGAACUGACUGGACAUUAGUCCAAACUUUGUAUUAAAACAUAAUCUGUGCAGAUAAAACUAUGGCAGUAUUUAUUUGGGCUCAAAAUCAUAGACUAAAUUCUGUUUGACAUCUGAUAUAUUUUCUAUCAACCACUUAUAAGAUAUAAUGUUAAAGUCAGGGCUAGUACAGGUGGUGUGGGCAUGACUAGAAGGGGAGGUGGAGGCCACUGUUUAGUUAGGUUAGUAGUUUGUAUAUAGUAUGUAAAUAAGCUGAAAAUCAGUAAACAUUAACUGUGUCAGAUGAAUUGCCUACAUGAUGUAUUUUCUUAUGAUUGUUAAAACAUCAGUAAAUGUAUCCAUUCAUAUAAUGUUAUAGUCAGGGCCACUGUUUAGUUAGGUUUGUAGUUUGUAUUCAGUGUGUAAAAUAGCUGAAGAUCGGUAAACAUUAAUUGCCUACAUGAUGUAGUUUUCAAUAAAGGUUAAUUCAUAUAAUGUGGUGUGGGUGUGGCUAGAAGGGGAGAUGGAGGCCACUGUUUCGUUAGGCUAGUAGUUAGUUUGUAUAUAGUGUGUAAAUAAGCUGAAGGUCGGUAUUAAAACAUUAACUGUGUCAUAUGAAUUGCCUACUUGAUGUAUUUUCCUUGUGAUUAUUAAAACACCAGUAAAGGUAUCCGUUCAUAGUAUAUUAAAGUCAGGGUUAGUACAGGUGGUGUAGGCGUGGCUAGAAGGGGAGGUGGAGGCCACUGUUUAGUUAGGCUGGUAGUUUGUAUACAGUGUAUAAAGAAGCUGAAGAUCGGUAAACAUGAACUGCGUCAAAUAAAUUAGAAACAUGAUUAUAAAUAUCAAAACAUCAAUAAAGGUGGAAUCAUAAUUGUUGAAUAAAAAUAUAAUUGCGUCUUUCUGUUGAUUUAUGCUUUAAAAAUAUAAAUCUUUGUCAGAGAAAUAAAUCAAAGUAUCUUAAGUUUACUUUUAUCUUUCUCCUUUGUUCAUUCACUCUUCACAAACAUAAUCUGUUCAGAAAAAUAAAUCUUAAUAUCUAAA
Haliotis rufescens (red abalone) is the source of this 4829-nucleotide messenger RNA. RefSeq lists its product as uncharacterized. The transcript has 2 exons. NCBI's taxonomy places the organism in Eukaryota, Metazoa, Mollusca, Gastropoda, Lepetellida, Haliotidae. The record is from RefSeq and is a predicted model, not a curated record. The coding region runs from base 1155 to 1988 and encodes 277 amino acids.